This is a messenger RNA of Symbiodinium sp. CCMP2456, 1455 nucleotides long. The record is from the annotation of a GenBank genome assembly. Lineage: Eukaryota; Dinophyceae; Suessiales; Symbiodiniaceae.
AUGACACCAAUGGCAGCGCCGCAUCAGGAUGGACGGUCGGAAGGUGGUGCGCUCCAUUCGAAGUCCUUGCUGGAUUUCCUCGAUUGCCCAGGAGCCGACCUGGAGCGUCCCAGACCUGAGCCUGAGCGGAGCGGCUCGUUCUGGAGUUGGCUGAGCGGUCCUUUCGCCUGGGGCGCUCCAGGCAUCGAUACGACCGUGAAAUGCAAAGCCGGAAGCAAGGCCAUCUGCGAGGCUGCUCUGCCGGCACCAAGAAGUGCUGUGCCCCUUCCUUGGGUCUGCAGCGAAGAUGUGACGCCACACCUGGAAGAUGCCAUCCAAACCUUGGACAAAGAGGGCUGUCUUCUCAUCGAAAGUGCCGUGUCGGCACACGCCUGCCAAAGAUUGGCAGAAUUUGUUGACUGCGCCCUGGCAUCUGCACACCAGGAAGUGCACCAGGCCUCCGAUGCGAGGAUCAGAUCUGGGCUCAUGAAACGGUACUUUCGAAAGCUGGUGCAUGAAGGAAAGCAGGAUCGGAUCGAGUUGACCCUGCCCUUGGUGUCGGAGGUUCGGGAAGUUCUUGAACCGCUUUGUGCACUCGUGGCUCCCAUCCUUGAGCCUUUCCUCUCCCGUGAGGCUCCCUUGGUGGACCUGUCCUGCAUGAUCACCGAUGCGGACGCAGAGCAGCAGCCGCUGCAUGCUGACACGAAGAUCCUCGACAGCGCGCUCUUGCCACUCUUCACGGUGUUCGUGUCUUUGCAAGACAUAAGCAGGGAAAUGGGCCCGACCUGGCUUUGCCCCCGCUCACACACAGCGGAAAGUCACCUUCGCUUGAUGGCGCUGCGAGCAGCACUCCAGUCCAGCAAACCCCGCGAUAUGGGAGAGAUCCUCCUGCAGCAGUUUGGAGCCGGUUCUGCAGAGUGUUCGACCGGAACGGCCAUCAUCAUGAAUUCUCAGCUGCUACAUUGCGGCGGCGCCCAAGCCGCUGCAGAGCGAGGCGGACGACGGCGGCGCUUGCUCUACGUCACAUUCCACCGCCCGGGGAAUACUCCGGCAGAGCAUUCGCUUCGAGACGAGCUGGUUGGUGAGUACAGACUGGCUGACUUCGACGGCAGAGCACCUCUGGCACAGGACAAAGAUGAGGUCUACCAGCGACUCUUUGUGGAGGCAAACAAGCGCGGUCUGCAGGCCAUGUUGGAUUUCGGUCUCUUGCUUCGAACCCGCGGAGACCGCGGUGCGGUCAAGUGGCUGAAGAGAGCCAAAGACAAGGGCCACCCCUUGGCAUCAAUGCACCUUGCGGAAAUCUACCUCAAGGGAGAGCUGGGGAUCUUCCAGGACCCGAUUCAGGGAGAACACUUUCGACAAGAAGGACUGCGGCUGUAUCAGGCCCUGAAGCAGCGAGCUUCCUCAUCGCCAGACGACGCCCCGGCGGAGUCCGAAAAAGGCCGAGCUCCCUCCGCCGAAAGAUUCUCUUCUUGA